This is a messenger RNA of Euleptes europaea (tarantolino), 2094 nucleotides long. It is a transcript of the gene LMNTD2, whose product is annotated as lamin tail domain containing 2. The coding region runs from base 1 to 2094 and encodes 697 amino acids. NCBI's taxonomy places the organism in Eukaryota, Metazoa, Chordata, Lepidosauria, Squamata, Sphaerodactylidae. The transcript is spliced from 15 exons. Gene Ontology annotation, biological process: chromatin organization. Gene Ontology annotation, cellular component: lamin filament. Gene Ontology annotation, molecular function: structural constituent of chromatin. The record is from RefSeq and is a predicted model, not a curated record.
AUGGAAGAUCUUCCAGCUACAGAAAAAAAGAAUAGUGUUCUUCCGAACAACGGAACUAUAAGGGAAGUUGAGAUGGAACACAUUAUCCCGGAGGGACCUCCUGUAGUCACCAAAGUCAGCUUGUUGCGAUCUGAAGAGGAUUUCAAAAAAAGGGACAGUGUUUCCACUGCUUCCCACACUAGUAUUGAACUUACAAAACAAGAGACUGAAGACCUUAAUUAUCCGCAGCAGAGCUCCCAGCCAACAACCAAUCCACGUGUCCUGCUGUUGCUGCUUCAUCAGAAGGAUCUGGAAAUCAAAGGUCUGAAAAAUGCUGUCCAGGGACAUCCACCUGACCGGCUUGCUUGCAUUUUGCAGGAGCUUGUGAGAACAAGACACAAAGGACCAUUGAAGAAAAGCCAAACUGAAGAUAUCCUUCGGAGAGAAAUAGAGCAACUGAACGCUGAGCUGAAAGAUGUCAAGGAGAGCCACAUGAAGGAGGUGCAAACGUUGCAAGAGAGGAUCAUGAGACUGGAAUUGGGCUCCCUGAGUCUGCAGGAUGAAGUGAAAAUAAUCUCACCCAAAUCAGUGAAUGAAAGUGACACUGAAUCCAACAUGUCCCUGGAUGAAGGGGCACAAUUAGCAUGCGAGAGCUUUGAGCUCUGGUCAGAGACAGGAAACAGACUGUUGCCAGACAAGAGUGAUCUGAGGCUUCGAAGAAUCCCCAAGCACACCAGCUUUGUGGAUGCUUUUCAUAAGCUCUGCAAUCAUAUAUUUUCUGAUGAGGAUAAAGAUGAGAAGGUAAUUACAGACUCAGGUGAAGAAAAAGAACUGAGGCAUCUCAUCCCAGUGCAGAGUUCACAGGAAAGCUCUCAGAAAUCAGACUUCGUUUCAACUGUGACUGAUAGCAGAACAACAGAAUCUUCUUCCAGUCUGCCAUCAUUAAUGGAGAAACUUGGAGAGAGAGGCUCAGUCAACCCUGUGGAUUACUGGAGCAUUCUUCAGUCCAGUGUUGGUUUCGGAGAGCACUCAGCUGGGAAAGCACCAUGGAUGCCCUUUCCCUUCAAAGAAAACCAUAGAGGUGGCAGCAGUGGUGCAGAGCUGAAUGCUGGGUUUGGCUCAGCCAAUCCCAGCUUUCAGCUCUACACUGCCACCUCCGAAGUCCACGUGGACUUCAGCGGGCGGUGGCACAGAACUGAAUGCUGUGCCCGACCAGCCAGCAAGGAUUUUAUCAACACAAGCUCUCUCAAGAUAGUUGGCGUACAUUAUAAGGGCAAAUUUAUCCGAAUCCUCAACACUUCAUUGAACAAGGAGGUAGACCUCAGUGGCUGCAUUAUCCAGCAAUGGGUUGGAGGAUACCCAGUGUCUGUCUACCGCUUUCCAAAUGGCACUGAUCUGCCUGCACAGCAUCACAUCACCGUCUGGGCUGCAGGGGCCAACCUUGCGCAAAAGCAACCUUCAGAAACAUCCUUAGGCUCACAGAGAUUUUUCAGAACAGGCCCAGAAUGUACUACCAUCCUCUGCAACCGCAAUGGCCAGAAUGUGUCACAAUACACAGCACCUCACAGAUUCACAGCAGCUGCAGAGGCCUACAGUGAUAACGUGGACCUUUCUGUGGACAAGUUUCAGCUUACUGAUGACAAGGAGGACUCUCUUGUAUCAUCAUGGCCCUCAAGAGAAGACGCUUCCCAGACUCCCAAGAGAGAGAGGAUGGAUAGUUAUUCCAGAGUCUUAAAGACAAGGUACACAGACCGAAUUUCUAUUGAAUCUUCGGGCAGCAUAGUUUGGAAUCUCCAUCCCAGAACAACAAAGAAGCGAAUCAGCGUUGGAAGUAGUCCUUCUUCCAUCUUGUCCGUAAAAAGUGGCAGCUACCCUCUCUUGAUCAAAGACAGCCACUCUUCAUCCAGUGAUGAUGAAUAUUAUACUUCACAAACAUGGAAACCCUCACUUGAAGAACCAAAAGUCAGAGAGUUCAAGACAACACUAGAUACCACGCUUCCCAUGGUAGCUCUCAUAGGACAGAAGAGUGCCCGCUCAAAAUAUGGCUUCAAGUACAUGAAUUAUGUUCCCACCAGUACGGAUCUGCAUCUACGGCGGUACUAUUAUGGAAGUUGA